GCAGACCGGAGGGGCCCCUGGUGAGCACGUUGCUCAGUCUGCGCGCGUUUGGCAGCAGCGGCUCCUGGAGAGCUUGGUAGACUCCGUCCCAGUAAAGCGCGGGCACGAGGCGCACAAGGUGAGAACCUGCGCGAGCACAAAGACAUUGCGGUUGACCAGGUGUGUUGGCAGGCUGUGAGCCACUGCUGCACACUUUGGCAAGCUCUGUAACUUACCAACAGAUCCGCGUCUGGGAGAUCCCAAACUGUUGUACCAGCCGUCAAAGCGAGGAACCUCCCAGGUUAUUUCACAGCGUGAAUCUGUGCAAGACAUAUGGAGUUUAUCAGCCUUCCCCACCGUCACUCUCUAGGUUUCUAGGUCUAGGAGUUGCUGAAUAUGAAGUACAGCUGUUGUCUACUUACCCUCACUGACUAUGAGCAGUAAGCCAACCGCUGCGCAGAUACUCCAAAUCCUUUUACGCAAAUCCAUUGAUGCGAGAGAUGCUCCUCAGCUCAGUCUGCAGCCAAGAGGAGUGAAGGACUACUGAAAAGUGAAGCCAAGUUAAAGCAUUCCAGUCAAUGCAUCCUCCUCCUUGGUGACAAAGGGGAUCGGAGCUAUAAAAGAAGUGUAUGUUCCCUCUACAUUCACACUUCACGCUUCACUCUUCGUCAUCGUCGAGUCUUCGUGUCACAACUCUCAGUCUCAGCGAAGGAGCAAAGAUGACUUUCUACGAUGACAUUUACCCAUUCUACCCUCUACAAAGGACCUCCUUCAUCUUCAACGGCAGCUUGCUUACCAUUAUUCUGGUCUUCCUUGUGCUAGCAGCCGGACUUCUUCUCAUUCUGCCAGGGAUACGCGGGAAGUCGAGGCUGUUCUGGCUGUUCAGAAUUAUUAUCAGCUUGUUCAUAGGUGUGGUGAUAGUGGCGCUCAACUUUACCAGCGACUGGGCUGAGGCCAGAAUGACCACUAAUGCCACCUACAAGUCUUUCAGCAACGCAGUGGUUAACGCUGACAUCGGCUUGCAUGUGGGGCUGUACGGCAUUAACGUGACACUGAAGGGGAAUCCUGUUGUGCAAUUCAAUGAGACUAUUGACUACAAUGAGAUGUUCAGCUGGCGCGACACUAUUGAAGACGAGUAUGAGGAAGCUCUGGAGAAAGGUCUACCCAACCCCAUCCUGUACAUCGCUGAGAAAUUCACCCUGCACAGCCCGUGUGGACUCAUCUUUCAGUACAGAUACUCUGGAAGAUACGCCUCUGCAACCCUCUGGACUGCGUUUUGCUGCUGGAUGGUCGCCAAUAUCCUCUUCUCCAUGCCGGUCAUUCUGUACGCCGGCUACAUGAUGAUGGCCACUGCUGCCUUCAUCUUCUUCUCCAUGGCCUCCUUCUCCACCAUCAUGAACGUGCCACAGUGUGUUUUCUCCAUCGGGACCGACUCCUUUGAAACAGGCUACAGCCAUUCAUUCUGGCUGGCUCUGGCUACAGGUGUGCUGUGCACCAUCAUCGGGAUUCUGGUGGUGAUGUUGAAUUACUUUAUACCAGAGAAGAUGAAAGAGGCUUUCAGUGUCGGCGUUGACAGUUAUGAAGACGAGGAUGUUUCUUACGGGAAGGGAUACCUGAACUCAGUUUUUCUUGAUGGAGUGACAAUUUCACCACUGACAUCAAAAGUCACAACGGAGCACGUAUGAAGCCGUCCUGGUUUCCCUCAGGGAGCUUUUCCAGCCAGUACUUGAAGAUAUUUUUGGUGAAUGUGUUACAGAUGGAGUGUCUAAUAUCACACCUGUUUUAAUUAUCUAUGUGAGCCUGUUAAGUAGGGGUGGGGGAAAAAAUUGAUUCAGCAUAUGAUCACGAUAUUUUGGAUGCAGAUAUUGUAUCGAUAGAUGGACACCAGGUCCUGAUUUUUUAUUAUAUAAAUUAUUAAUAUUGCUAAUACAAAUUAAACUUUUGGUAGAGUACUAGAAUAAUAAAAUGAGUUGCUUUUUCAGUCCACUAGAUACAUUUUGUUGCACUAGAAAUGAUUAAAAUGAAAUGAACUGACUGAAAACUUUAUCUCAUCAGAUAAAAAUUGACAAAGUUUGAAUUUGGGGACGAAAUUUGCCGUUGGAAAAAAAAAAAGGUUAUUGCAUGGCAGUGUAUUGCAAUAAAUGUUGUUGCAUAACUUAGCAUAUUGCAAAAUAAUAUUAUAUUGUGAGUUAAAUAUCGUGAUAAUAUCGUAUCGUGGACCCUCUGGUGAUCCCCACCCCUACUGUUAAGUGUUAUAAAUGAUUUCACUGUAAAUAGUUGUAUUUCUAAAGUUCAUUGUCAUGUUGCAGUAGCUGUUGAGUGCAAUAUAUAUAAAGUUGUAUGGGAUCCAUACACUGUGUAUAUACACUGAUCAAUAAAGAUUAUAGAUCUGUUGUUGUUUAACUCUAAUUUCAUUGUAAAUGAAAGAUGAGACUAAUUGUUAGUUUGAUACUGAUUACUGUUUG
Messenger RNA from Epinephelus fuscoguttatus (brown-marbled grouper), 2444 nucleotides. RefSeq names its product dual oxidase 2 (gene duoxa). Gene Ontology annotation, biological process: protein transport. The record is from RefSeq and is a predicted model, not a curated record. NCBI's taxonomy places the organism in Eukaryota, Metazoa, Chordata, Actinopteri, Perciformes, Serranidae. The coding region runs from base 609 to 1664 and encodes 351 amino acids. Gene Ontology annotation, cellular component: endoplasmic reticulum membrane. The transcript has 9 exons.